Messenger RNA from Elaeis guineensis (African oil palm), 707 nucleotides. RefSeq names its product profilin. Gene Ontology annotation, molecular function: actin monomer binding. Gene Ontology annotation, cellular component: cell cortex. Lineage: Eukaryota; Viridiplantae; Streptophyta; Magnoliopsida; Arecales; Arecaceae. The record is from RefSeq and is a predicted model, not a curated record.
UUUAGCCCCCCGCCCCACCCCACUCUUCCACGAAACCAUCCGUUACAAAAACCGAGAACCCGUACCGAAGCCAAGCCCGCGAGCAGAAAAGAGAGAGCGCCAGAGCAGGCGAGAGAGAGAGGAGAAGUGAGAAAGCGAGGGAGAGAAGAUGUCGUGGCAAACGUACGUCGAGGAGCACCUAAUGUGCGAGAUCGACGGCCAGCACCUUACCGCCGCUGCAAUCGUCGGGCACGAUGGCAGCGUCUGGGCUCAGAGCUCAUCGUUCCCUCAGUUCAAGCCUGAGGAGAUCACUAAUAUAAUGAAUGAUUUUGCUGAACCGGGAUCCCUUGCUCCCACUGGCUUAUAUCUUGGGUCAACAAAAUAUAUGGUAAUCCAAGGUGAACCUGGAGCUGUUAUCCGUGGAAAGAAGGGGUCAGGGGGCAUUACCAUAAAGAAGACCAACCAAGCACUUAUCUUUGGCAUCUACGACGAGCCCAUGACUCCAGGCCAGUGCAACAUGGUUGUGGAGAGAUUGGGUGACUACCUCAUUGAUCAGGGCCUAUAGUUUGAGUCAUUGUGUGCCUGCCUUCAAACUAUCUUACGGGAUUGUUGGUUUCCUCGGUUUUGAGCAUGACCGGAAUCCUGGGUUUUUUCAGCAUUUGUCUUGGGUAAUAAUCUUGUGAACAUUCUGGAUUGUUGGUGUAUUUGAGUUGUUUGUUUUGAUCCCC